This is a messenger RNA of Echinostoma caproni, 1845 nucleotides long. The record is from the annotation of a GenBank genome assembly. Lineage: Eukaryota; Metazoa; Platyhelminthes; Trematoda; Plagiorchiida; Echinostomatidae.
AUGUUCGUGAUCGUUGAUCGGGUGUGCGUCAUAGACGCGAAUGAACGAACCCGGCGACUAUUGACCUCUGUCGGCCGGGUAACGAAGCGAAUCACGUCAAGAUGGAUCGAUAAAUCGGUUGCCAUGCCCAGACGUGAAUAUCAGGAUGAUCCGUUACAUGAGUGGAAUCAGUCUCGGCCCCUUCAUAACCUAUUCAGCCCGUCAAUUCAAGGGUCCAUAGUGGACGACAUGGCCCUAGACGCGGAUGAGGAAGUUGUUUUGGACACGAAUUCACCUACCGAUGACCACAUGAGUUAUUGUUGGGCUGAUGAAACCACGGUGAUUCGGAAUCAUCAGACUCGUGAUUGGAGCGCAGCGUUCGCCGCACCACACAUAUUUGCCGAUUUGCUAGACAAUUCGGUGUUUGUAUUGGCUAGUCCUGCAGGCGCACGAAAUCCCGGUGAUACAGGCAGGUGGGUUGCAGAGGACUGUGUAAGUCAGCGUUUAUUGCCUCAUAUUAACGGAAUCAAUCGUUUAUUGGAUUUGGCUCAUCUGUCCCGCGUGGACCUAUCCACGACUCGGAUGUGCUUAGCCAAUCUGAUCCAGGCCGGAGUGAUUCGUGCCCUACCAGCACCGACAUUUUUGAAACAGCUUAAUGUGCAGGACAUUGUUGGGUGUCCUAUUGUCAAUCCCGGUUGGCUAGGACUGCCCCGGUUAUCCGUGCUGUUAUCUGAUCGAUUGCUUGGCGAUGCCUGUCUGCAAUCCCUGAUCACCAACUUUCCCGAGGAUUUCAACCAACCAUAUGUCCGUAAGAAGGCACUAAUAGACAUUUUUAGAGUCUAUACACUGCUCUGUGGCUCACCCAAUUUUAGUCUCCCUCAUUUGAUAUCGGCUACUCCACAUAUACGAUUUGUGGACCUAGCCACCAAAUUGGAGGGUGGAAAUACGGGGUUCUAUGAUCCGGUUGAGGGGGACGGAGUUGCGCUAACCGCAGAAUCUUCCCCAUCCUCAUCACCACAGUUGAAGGUGAACUUUUUGCAUCUGAUUCAUUUCGGGGAAGCCAAUGGUCUUAUUCAUCGUAUUCGUUGCUAUCCAAUCAGUGAUCGAAUGGAGUCUGUCGAGCCCGAGACAAACAUAUCCGACUCCACAAACGUUCCUGCUCAUGUCACACGUACACCAAGCCAAUCGGGUCAGCUCUCCCUCUUGUCUCCGAUUCAUUCAAUCGCCACGACGUCGGUAUUAAAGACGGCUGCCUCACUGGAUGAAAAGACAUGGAACACCGUUCGAUCCACUCUGUUUGAUGGUGUACACAAUGUGGAUGAAGUGUGUGCUAUUCUCACCCGAGAACUGUGUUUGUUUGGCUCUGGAGAUACACUGAAUCCAUCCCAUUUAGUCAGCCAGCUCGCCGAUAGCCUGGUGCACCGUCUACGGUCAAAAUCAUCGCGCAAUCCCGUCUCUCGAACAACGCACACAGAUCCCUUGGUCACGGCAAAUGGUACUACAAACAGUUCGAAAUUGCCAGUUGGUUGGCUCCAACCGCCACCACCUGCUCCACUGGCACCGCAUCUGAUGCCUUCCAGUCGUUUGAAAGAUCCCACAUUCAAGUUGGUAUCCGCUUCCACCGAGGAUCCGGUGUCCCUCACACGCGCACGACUAAACCCAACCAUUCGUACAGGGCAUAACAUUCCAAGACGCAUGUCUUCCAUUCAUCAAGGCUAUUCGACCGUUGAGCUACGCUCGUUGGUCGAAAGACACGGGCAAGAUGAAAAGUCACACGGUGCAGAGAGGAAAGCAAGUCGUUGCAAUUUAAACUAUGCUUCAAAUCAGUACACACCUGUCCCUUCUUUGUACAUGGUCUGGAGAUAA